Phytophthora infestans T30-4 is the source of this 837-nucleotide messenger RNA. Its product is annotated as nucleoside diphosphate kinase B. Gene Ontology annotation, molecular function: nucleoside diphosphate kinase activity. The transcript has a single exon. The record is from RefSeq and is a predicted model, not a curated record. Lineage: Eukaryota; Oomycota; Peronosporomycetes; Peronosporales; Peronosporaceae. Gene Ontology annotation, biological process: GTP biosynthetic process; UTP biosynthetic process; CTP biosynthetic process. The coding region runs from base 56 to 721 and encodes 221 amino acids.
GCUCUCUUCGUCGCACGUACUCCUCCUCGUCACCAGAUCCAUGAUGUUCUCCCGCAUGUCCCGCCGUGUCGCCUCCGCCGCCAAGCGCAGUGCCACCCGCACCUUCACCACCCAGGCUCGUGCCGCUUCGGCCGUGAAGGCCCCAGUUCUUGCUGUGGCUGCCGCUGCUGGUGUGACGGCCCUGGCCCUGAGCGCUGCCCCCGUGGCUGAGAACAAGGCUGCUGUCCAGUCCUCGACGCCUCUGGGUGGCGUGCCCGGAACCUCCAAGGAGCGCACGUUCAUUGCCAUUAAGCCCGAUGGCGUGCAGCGCGGUCUGAUCAGCGAGGUGAUCGGCCGCUUCGAAAAGAAAGGCUACAAACUCGUGGCGCUAAAGCUUAUGACCGCCACGGAGGCUCGCGCCAAGGCCCACUACGCCGACCUGUCGGAGCGUUCUUUCUUCCCGGGUCUCGUCAAGUACUUCACCUCGGGCCCCAUCGUGUGCAUGGUGUGGGAGGGCACGGACGUGAUCCUCACCGGCCGCAAGAUCUUGGGCGCGACCAACCCCAACCAGGCUGCCCCCGGCACUCUGCGUGGCGACAACUGCAUCUCCACGGGCCGCAACCUCGUGCACGGCUCGGACGGCCCCGACUCGGCCAAGCACGAGAUCACUAUGUGGUUCACCCCCGAGGAAGCCAGCAACUACGAGCGUGCCCUUGACACGUGGAUCGUUUCGGACAACUAAGCAAUGCUCGGGCUAAGCGCGGCUGGCGAAGGAUGAGAUCCACCGCUUGCCUCAGCACCUCAUUGUAUUACCUUGCUUCCAUACACUAAAGCAAUAAAAAUGAUGAUGAAGCAGUC